Molecule: messenger RNA, 1483 nt
Organism: Chiloscyllium plagiosum (whitespotted bambooshark)
Lineage: Eukaryota; Metazoa; Chordata; Chondrichthyes; Orectolobiformes; Hemiscylliidae
Source: RefSeq, a predicted model, not a curated record
GUCUCCUGCUUUCUAUUUAUAUCUUUCUCCUGGGGUUUGUGGUGAUGUCAUUUCCUGUUCACGUUUUCCCUUGAUCUCCUAUUCCCCACGCAAAUUAUCGGAUUGUAUUGUUGGUUUUUAUUAUUAUCAAUCCACUAAAUUCAAACUUGAUUGGAGUUUGGUAAGUUUUUUGGGGGGGUGAGUACGAUUUAAACUGGCCGAAUUUGAAUUUGUUUUAGUUGCUGGGCAACCAGCUAUGUAUAUGGACACACACAACUCCCUGUUCACCUCCACGUCCAAGCUGCGAGACCAAAAGGUUAUGUUGUAGGUUGUUCAGAACAUUUGGUGCUGUCAGGUUGUUGUGUUAGCUAUUAACUUUCGGAAAGGUACAGUCCACCCACAGGUUCAUAACGCCAUCAACGGGACAUUUAUCCAACUGUUAAAGGACUCGAACCCCACAGAUCCCUCUGUUACACAGCGACCGGAACUGAAAGUGAUGGCUCUGACUGAAGUCUCACGUUGUCUGGUUCCUCUCCUCUCGCAGGCGGACGGGGCUGCUCGACGCUGGGAGGCAGCGCUCGGGCAUCGAAGAUGGAGCCGGAGAGGGAGCAGCGUCUGGAGGAGGAGGAGGAAGGGGGAGAGGUGGAGACUCCGGCAGAGAGGCUGCAGGCGGGAGGCGACGAGGAGGAGGAGGAGGAGGAUGAGGAGGGCGCGGUGCCCUUUGCUCUGUUGGCGGCGCCGCCCGCCCCCUGCCACUGCGCGGUGUGCGAGAAGGGCUUCAGCUGCCGCUCCCACCUGGAGCGCCACCUGCGGGUGCACACGGGCGAGCGGCCCUUCGAGUGCGCGGUGUGCGGCAACCGCUUCAACCGGGCCAGCAACCUGCGGCGACACCAGCAGCACCGGGCGGCGGCCGGGGGGCAGGGCCCCCUGGAGUGCCCGCUCUGCCACCGGCUCUUCUGCGUGACCGGGGACCUGGUGCGGCACCGUCGGGCCCACGCCGGCGAGCGGCCCUUCGAGUGCGCGGUGUGCGGCAAGCGCUUCUGCCGGCUGGCGGUGCUGGAGAUCCACCAGCGGUACCACACCGGCGAGCGGCCCUACCAGUGCCCGCUGUGCGCCAAGCGCUUCUACACCUCCAGCGAGCUGAACCGCCAUCGGCGCACCCACACCGGCGAGCGGCCCUACCAGUGCCCGCACUGCGCCAAGUGCUUCUACACGGCCAGCAAGCUGGCGGUGCACCGGCAGAUCCACACCGGCGAGCGGCCCUACCCGUGCCCGGAGUGCGCCAAGCGCUUCUACACCGCCGGCAAACUCCGCCGGCACCAGCGCACCCACCGGCCCGCCAGCCAGUUCAUCUGCGGCGUCUGCGGCAAGACCUUCGCCCGGACCAGCCACCUCACCAACCACCAACGCACCCACCGCUGAGGAGGGGCCACAUUACCAGCGGGCACACACACCCCUCCCCUCCACCAGAGCUGGGGGAAGGGUUCCGGCACAGACCCCUCAC